Molecule: messenger RNA, 999 nt
Organism: Saccharomyces paradoxus
Lineage: Eukaryota; Fungi; Ascomycota; Saccharomycetes; Saccharomycetales; Saccharomycetaceae
Gene: RBK1
Product: putative ribokinase
Exons: 1
Coding region: 1-999 (332 amino acids)
Biological process (GO): D-ribose metabolic process
Molecular function (GO): ribokinase activity
Source: RefSeq, a predicted model, not a curated record
AUGGGUAUUACAGUGAUAGGUUCUUUGAACUAUGAUUUGGACACAUUUACAGAUAGAUUACCUAAUGCUGGAGAAACUUUCAGGGCCAAUCACUUCGAAACACACGCUGGUGGGAAGGGAUUAAACCAAGCUGCAGCCAUUGGUAAGUUAAAGAUGCCCAGUAGCAGAUAUAGUGUUCGGAUGACUGGUAAUGUUGGAGAUGAUACGUUUGGUAAGCAACUGAAGGGUACUUUGUCCGAUUGCGGCGUCGAUACCACACAUGUCGGUACUUGUGAAGGUAUCAGUACGGGUACCGCUACCAUACUUAUUGAAGAGAAAGCUGGUGGCCAAAAUAGGAUAUUAAUUGUGGAGGGUGCUAACAGCAAGACUGUUUAUGACUCCAAGCAGUUGUGUGAAAUCUUCCCUGAAGACAAGGAAGAAGAAGAGUAUGUUGUUUUUCAGCACGAAAUUCCAGACCCUAUUUCCAUAAUUCAAUGGAUACAUGAGAACAGGCCAAACUUUCAAAUCGUAUAUAAUCCUUCACCUUUCAAGGCCAUGGCCAAGGAAAAUUGGCAGUUGAUAGAUGUUUUAGUUGUUAAUGAAAUUGAGGGGCUACAAAUCGUGGAAAGUAUAUUCGACGAUAAAGUUGUUGAAGAAAUAAGGGAACGGAUAAAAGACGACUUUGUAGGAGAAUAUCGCAAAAUUUGUGAACUUUUACGUAAUACGUUUAUCAACCAAAAGAAAAGAAGCAUUGUCGUUAUGACUUUGGGUUCUAGGGGGGUGCUAUAUUGUUCGCAUGAAUGCCCUGAAGCACAAUUCCUUCCAGCUAUUGAAGAUAUAUCUGUUGUCGAUACUACGGGAGCAGGGGACACUUUCCUGGGUGGUUUGGUUACUCAAUUAUAUCAAGGAGAGAGCUUGUCCACCGCUAUAAAGUUCUCCACAUUAGCAAGUUCAUUGACCAUUCAAAAAAAAGGUGCUGCCGAAAGUAUGCCAGUAUAUAAAGACGUUCAACGUGUGUAA